This is a messenger RNA of Prorocentrum cordatum, 708 nucleotides long. NCBI's taxonomy places the organism in Eukaryota, Dinophyceae, Prorocentrales, Prorocentraceae. The record is from the annotation of a GenBank genome assembly.
AUGGCGCCUCGGCCCGCCGCCCUGCCGCUGCUUGCGCUGGCGUCCGUCCUGCGGCCGCCCGCGUGCCGCGGCGCGCCGGGGCCGCCUGGGCUGCGGCUCUCGUCCGAGGGCGAGGCCUUGCGCGGCCAUGCGGACAUUCGGGCCGGCGAGGGGGAGCGGCAGGAUGCGCCGUUGGUCAGCUCCGCGGUGGACGUCCCCUCGCUCAAGGUGGCAACGUCGAACGUCCUGAAAGUGGCGACAGAGGGAAAAGCCCCCUGCGACCCGACGGAAAUGCCAGAGUGGGCGAAGGAAGCGUGCGACAAAAACACGCACGUGCGGGUGGAGCUCGUGAGAGGCAUUUCUUACCAUGAAGCAGAGGAGACGGAGGACGACGAGCUCCUGGCUUUCGUGGCGAAGGUGGCGGCCGACCCCGAGGCGGAGGUGCGUGCGGCGCUGGCCUUUGGAUGGUGUCUCAGUUGCGCCGUCGAGAAAGUUCCCUACAAUGGCCUACCCGUGCUCUGGAAGCUGGCGAAGGACUCCAGCUGGACGGUCCGCGUGGCGGUGGCUGGAGGGCCAGCGCUACAGGCGGCCUUUGCAUACAAGCCAGCCGAGUCCUGGGCGGUGCUGGCGAACCUGUCGCGCGACGCCGAUACUGGCCAGGAGGUGUGGGAGGUCCGAGGGGCGGCCAAUUGGGCCCGCGUGCGAUUGGCCCGAGGUAAUUAUAUCUAG